This is a messenger RNA of Chrysochloris asiatica (Cape golden mole), 1146 nucleotides long. RefSeq names its product chymosin-like. The transcript is spliced from 9 exons. Gene Ontology annotation, biological process: proteolysis. Lineage: Eukaryota; Metazoa; Chordata; Mammalia; Afrosoricida; Chrysochloridae. Bases 1 to 1146 code for a protein of 381 amino acids. Gene Ontology annotation, molecular function: aspartic-type endopeptidase activity. The record is from RefSeq and is a predicted model, not a curated record.
AUGAGGUGCCUCGUGGUGUUCCUUGCCGUCCUCACGCUCUGCCAGGGCACUUUUGUCACUAGGAUCCCCCUGCACAAGGGGAAGACUAUGCGACAAGCUUUGAAGGAGAAUGGGCUUUUGGAGGAAUUUCUGAAGAAACACCAUUAUUCAAUCGGCAGGAAAUACUCCACGUUCAGUGAGGUGGCCAAUGAGCCCCUGACCAACUACUUGGAUUGUCAGUACUUUGGAAAGAUCACCAUCGGGACCCCACCCCAGGAGUUCACUGUGGUCUUUGAUACAGGCUCCUCUGACCUCUGGGUGCCCUCAGUCUACUGCAACAGCGAUGCCUGCCAAAACCACCAACGCUUUAACCCAUCCAAGUCCUCCACCUUCCAGAACAUGGGCCAGUCCCUGAGCAUCCAGUAUGGCACGGGCAGCAUGCAGGGCUUUCUGGGCUACGACACUGUCACCGUCUCUGACAUUGUGGACUCCCACCAGACUGUGGGUCUGAGCACCCAGGAGCCUGGUGAUGUCUUCACCUACUCUGAGUUUGAUGGAAUCCUGGGUCUGGCCUAUCCCUCUCUUGCCUCUGAGUACUCCGUGCCCGUGUUUGACAACAUGAUGAACAAACAGCUGGUGGCCCAGGACCUGUUUUCAGUUUACAUGAGUAGGAAUGGUCAGGGGAGCAUGCUCACACUAGGGGCUAUCGACUCAUCAUACUACACAGGAUCCCUGCACUGGGUGCCCGUGACCGUGCAAGAGUACUGGCAGUUCACUGUUGACAGCAUCACUGUUGAUGGCGUGGUAGUGGCCUGUGAUGGUGGCUGUCAGGCUAUCCUGGACACGGGUACCUCCCUGCUGGUUGGGCCUGGCAGUGACAUCCUCAACAUCCAGAAGGCCAUUGGAGCCACACAAGGCCAGUAUGGCGAGUAUGAUAUCAACUGCGGGAGCCUGAGCAGCAUGCCCACUGUUGUCUUUGAGAUCCAAGGCAGACAGUACCCUCUGCCACCUUCCGCCUACACCAACCAGGACCAGAGUUCCUGUACCAGUGGCUUCCAGGGGGACAAUGGCUCACAGCAAUGGAUCCUGGGGGAUGUCUUCAUCCGAGAGUUUUACAGUGUCUUCGACAGGGCUAACAACCGAGUGGGGCUGGCCAAGGCUAUCUGA